GAAAAAAAAAGGGUUAAAAGGGGAGACGAGAAGCAAACAAGCCUUUGUUAUCCACUGUAGCACGAAACCCCCCCCUUCUUCUUCUUCUCCACAUCUCCGAUCUUCAGCCACUUCCAAACUCGCACGCUCUUGAUCGGGUUUUGAUUCCGAAUAUUUAGCUCCAAAUCCAACCCUAACCCUAACCCCAACAAUCGAUUCGUUUAUUUUUCAGACUAGUGAUUAGGGUUUCAAUUCGGGGGAUGGCUCCGGCGGCGGUGAAGCCGGGGAAGCAGGGCGGCGGAGAAGAGGGGAGAGCGAUGUCGAACAAUCUCUGGGUCGGGAACAUCGGGAGGGACGUCACCGACUCCAAUCUGUACGACCUGUUCUCCCAAUACGGCGCGCUGGACGGCGUGACGUCAUACUCGACGCGCAGCUACGCGUUCGUGUUGUUCAAACUCAAGGAGGAGGCCGCGGCGGCCAAGGAGGCUCUGCAGGGCACUCCGGUGCGGGGGCUGCCCAUUAAGAUCGAAUUUGCUCGACCGGCAAAACCAUCUAAGAAGCUAUGGGUUGGUGGAAUUAGCCCAUCUGUGUCAAAGGAAGAAUUAGAAGAAGAAUUUCUCAAGUUUGGGAAAUUGGAGGACUUUAAGUUCCUUAGAGAUCGAAAUACUGCAUGUCUUGAAUACUGUAGAUUGGAGGAUGCUUCUGAAGCAAUGAGAAAUAUGAAUGGGAAGCGAUUGGGUGGUGACCAAAUGCAAAUACAUGUGGAUUUUCUCCGAUCACAACCUGCGGCCUUAAGAAGAGAACAGUUGCCUGACUACCGAGAUGGACAGUUUCCAGGCAGGGGUAUCAUGGGACCUGCUGCUGAUUCACAUUCUGGUCAUAAAAGAAAACAGCAUUAUUCUCAACUUCCAGGCCAGACCAGUAGCUCAGUUCUGUGGGUUGGGUACCCUCCUUCUGUCCAAAUUGAUGAACAAAUGCUCCACAAUGCUAUGAUUUUGUUUGGUGAGAUUGAGAGGAUUAAAAGUUUCCCUUCAAGGCACUACUCAUUUGUCGAAUUCAGGAGCGUAGAUGAAGCUCGACGCGCGAAGGAGGGUUUGCAAGGUAGACUUUUCAAUGAUCCUCGGAUUACAAUUAUGUUUUCAACCAGUGAUUUGCCACCAGCUGGCGCAUACCAACCGGGAGGUGGUAAAUGGUCUGCUCCUAGACCUGAUAUGCAUCUAUAUAAUGAACACGCAAUCAGCAACUUAGGUCCUGGGAAUCUACCACAAAGUCCAACUGGUAACUUUCUUGGACCAAAUGACGUUCCAAUGAGGCCUUUAGGUUCUCUACCUCCAGGUAGAUUUGAUGAUCUGCAUUAUUAUCAAGAUGUCAGUUCCAAGAAGAGCCGACUUAGUCCACCCGUUGUCAGGGGAAUAGUUGGAGGUCCUAGGCCUCCUGAUGAUGAUCACAUCUGGCGUGGCAUUAUUGCCAAGGGUGGAACACCAAUAUGUCGUGCUCGCUGUGUCCCUGUAGGCAAAGGGAUACGAAUUGAGAUUCCUGAAGUUGUCAACUGUUCAGCUAGAACUGGAUUGGAUAUGCUGACAAAACACUUUGCUGAGGCCAUUGCAUUUGACAUUGUGUUCUUUUUGCCAGACAGCGAAGAUGAUUUUGCUUCCUAUACUGAAUUCCUCCAUUAUCUGGGUGCGAAAAACCGGGCCGGUGUUGCAAAGUUUGACGAUGGGAUGACAUUAUUUUUGGUACCUCCUUCAGACUUCCUGAAGAAUGUUUUGAAAGUUGCCGGCCCCGAACGUCUGUAUGGUGUGGUUCUCAAGUUUCCAGAGCAAGAUCCUAGUGCUGCUUCCAUUCAGCAACCAUCGCAUCUACCCAUUGAAUCUGCACAAUAUAUAGAUAAACAACAGAUUCCACCUAUGCAUGCGGAGUAUAGUAUUCCAUCGAAGGAUGAAUAUGGUUUCCCUAUAGAAUAUUAUAACAGGGUUUCAAGUGAGGAACCAAAGCUUUCUACAAAACCACUCUAUCCACCUACUAGCAAUUCCUCUAUGGUGCAGUCAGUAAGCCAAGAUUACUCUUCUAGAUAUAGUAAUACUGGUGCAGUAUCUCAAGCUGGACAUCCAUUAUUAACACCUGAACUUAUUGGCUCUCUGGCGAAUUUACUGCCUGGAAAUGCACAGCUGCCUUUGCCAAAAGGUCCGAAGCGGGCAUGGGAAACAAGAUCAGCUGUUAGGCCCUCAUUUCCUGGAUGGAAACAAGAUCAACAAAUUUCUGAUCACAGCGCUCAUGCACUGCAACAGUUAGGUAGUCAGUUCAAUCCACAAGAACAAAUUCUUCCACAGUACCAGCCUACUUAUCCAUCCGGUUCAAACACCUCAAAUUACCACUCUGCCCCACUGGUCCUUGGUAGCACCCAAAUGUCAGAUUCUUCUGUCAGUCUGCCUCUGCCGCAGGCUACAAAUUCAUCUAGGCCCUUGAGUAAUUUUAUGGCACCUUCUCAAGGUGGACAGAUUACUGGAUCCUUGCUUCCUAAUCAUCAAAGUUAUUUGGCUGAAGCUUCUCCUGUCAGCAAUUAUAUGGCUUCCUCUGGUGGUAAUUUGCAGUCUGAUCGGACCAUUGUGCCAUCGGGACCUAACAAAGUUAACCCAGAAUACCCAAAUCAGAUGCAGCAGGUUCAUUCUGCGCUUAUAGGUGCUGGUCAGAGUACCUCAGAGGGUGAGGCAGACAAAAAUCACCGCUACCAGUCCACGCUUCAAUUUGCUGCUAACCUUCUUCUCCAGUUACAACAGCAACAACAGCAGCAGGAAACGGGUAGUCAAGCAAGUAGAGGGUCUGGAAGUCAACAAUGAUACUCCGGAUAGGUAUCUUCUCUAUGACAUAUACUAUUCUUGAAUGCAUGUAUCUGUUGGCUGAUUUUAGAAGAAUGCAUAUUCAUGGUGCUUGCUUCUUGUGUAAAUAUUAUAGGAUUACAGUUUAGCACGGUAUGUUUCCUGUCAAGCUAUAUGCAUAAGGAGCUAGCACAGUGCCCAGCUAUUUGUUUCUGUCUUGACUAUUCAAGAAAUGUGUUAGUUCUUAUGGCGGUAACAGUCAGUUAGCUAAUUGAUUGCUUAUUUCAUUGAUAUGUUUAUAUGUGGUACCACUUUUAGUUGCAUAACAUUGGGUUGGUACGAGUAUCCCUAAAAAAAUUUGAUUCUUGUUUCCUAGCUAGUUUGGUUUCUUGCAAUAUUUCGACUUCUAGAGUUUCACUGUGAUUUCUGUGUUUGUCUAGAUAUAAUAUUAUCUUUAUCUUAUAGAGUUACUAGGGACAAUUUUAAGGUUAACAAGGUGGUUAUGGUAGGGCUAAAUUAGAAUGGUGCUACUCUUGUAAUGAUUGAAACAAUGAUUUAAGUUCAGAUAAAAAAAGAAGUGAUGGAC
Messenger RNA from Argentina anserina (silverweed cinquefoil), 3381 nucleotides. Its product is annotated as flowering time control protein FPA. The coding region runs from base 240 to 2816 and encodes 858 amino acids. The transcript is spliced from 5 exons. The record is from RefSeq and is a predicted model, not a curated record. NCBI's taxonomy places the organism in Eukaryota, Viridiplantae, Streptophyta, Magnoliopsida, Rosales, Rosaceae. Gene Ontology annotation, molecular function: RNA binding.